GAUUACCAGUCCAGCACUGAUAGUAAAUAAUAGCGAUGCUGAGCCACACGCCAAACCAGUUGGUGGCGCUAAUGCACCAAUUUGUUUUUGUUUGCCUACCGCACAAAAAAAGAAGAAGAAGAAGAAGACGAAGAAGACGCAGGUAGUUUUCCUCAGAGCUCCUGAAGUUGUCAACACCACUUCGGAGAUAGCGGAGGACAAGAGAGACGUUUGUACACCGAAGCUCCUACUCCGUUUUCUGGCUCCUAGCGUGAGCUAGCGGCAGCAGCAGCUAGCAGCAGCAGCUAGCAGCGUUAGCGCCGUAGCUAACUGAAUGCCAGCGGCCUGGCUACUGUCCAGACCAGACAAACGAUUUGAACAAUUACCCUCCAGUUAAAUGUGGAGUUGUAUUGAUAAGCCUCUCAAGUCCUGGAGCUCUCAACGUUAUUGUUUUUUCUCUGGCGACGUUGAGUUGUUACUCGUCUAAUCUGCCAUUUUCAUCUCUGUGGAUACAUUUUUUUAUUAUUAUUAUUUUUUUUAUUGUACAAAAUUCAAAUACAAACAGUUAAGGCAUAGUUUCAAUUGUACAAAAACGACUUCCGUGUUGGUAGCUCUGAGGACGGUAUUCUCUUCCCCGUUUUGACUACCCAAUGGGUGACGCUGUUCCUUUGUGCCGUAAAUCAAGUCGUAAUUUUUCCGAUGGUGAAAGAAAGGCUUAUUGGCCAGGGGGUCAAUAUAAGCGCAUAUCUUUUCCGUCCCCAUUACACUAUGCAGUCACAUUUAGCAUCAUAAUGACACGUCCAAGACAAACAAGUUUUCUUUUCCGUACUUUUUCAACACGUAUUAUUAAUACACGUUGGAUCCCAGAAUAGUGAUGUAACACAAGUGUCAGUACAUAACUGCCUUGGCAAAGCCCGGUCGCCGGGAUACGAGGAGGAGAUCGUCGGAGCCAAGUGAGGAAUAUGAGUCAGUCGAGCGGCGCUGUGAACGGAGGCGUGCAGCCUCGGCCAACUGUAGCAUGCCGACACCAGCAGGAGGGGGACUCCUCCUCCUCCGCGGCUCGCGAUCGACUUCGAGGGAGGAGGUGUUGGUUGUCAUGACAACCCUCACAAACACCGACCAUCACUUCCCCCUCACACACCCACCACCGCCGCGUCCAUCUCCCUCCCUCCCUCCCUCCCCUCCCUCCCUCCAGCACGCUGUAGACUCGCUCCAGGCGCAUUGCUUCUCUCUCUCUCUCUCCCUCUCUCUCUCUCUCUCUCGUUUUCUGCAGGCACUGUUUUUGGACCCCAGUGUCCCUCAGUGGCCAUCGUCCGACUGCCGGUCUGCAGAGAGAAGCCCCCGCCCCCACCUCCCCGGUGCGUGCUCGGUGUACCGGGGGAGCACAGGCAUGCCAUCUGCCCUCGACCGGCAGCACCGUUGUCUGGGCCGGAAUUCGCUGCACCAUUUGACCGGAUCCCAAAGUUGCUGCAAUGGAGACUUCGGGCAGUGAUGCAGCUCUCGCAUACGUGGGCAGAGCUGAGGACAGGGACGGAUAUUACGACCCGGAACAUCUGCCUCCGCUGCUGGAGGAUGAGGAGAAUGUAUCUCUGGCAGACAUCCUUUCUUUGCGGGACAGCUGUUUGUCUGAGGAGGAGGUGUGGGCCGUGUGUGCAGAGUGUGUUGUGGCCAUGCAGAGCAUCAGACCCUCCCACCUCUUCCACAGCCUGUGUAUAACACCAGACACACUGGCCUUCAAUGCCCAUGGGAAUGUUUGCUUCAUGGAGCAGCUCAGUGACGAUCCAGAAGGCUCCUUUGUGCCUCCUGAGUUUGACAGCACAGGCAGCACGUUUGAGGGCCAUGUUUACUCUCUGGGCUCAACGCUUUCUGCCGCACUGAAUUUUGUCAUUGAGCCGGAGCUGGAGGCCGAGCUGGGAGAAGAAAUCCAGAAGCUGUUGGAGCAGAUGCAGGAGGAGAAUCCUGAGGACAGGCCACUCCUGCAGGAUGUCGUGUGUCUGGCUGAAGCACGGCUGUGUCAUACCUCCUCUGCAGCUGUGUGCCGGAAACUGUCCUCCAUUGGGCGACGGGUGCUUUCCAUUGAAUCAGUUUCAACGUUUCAAGAUGGACAGGAAGGCUCCUGGGAGGCAAGGUGGCAGCAUCCGACACCCAGAUGUCUACCUAGAAGACUGAGCUCGGAUAAUAAUACCGAUGACCUGUGCAGUGACAGUUCUGUUAAGGCAAAUGGUCUGUCCAGGCAGCAGGUGUGUGGGGGCUGGGACUCCUCUCUCUGGGCAGAGGACAUGGACACCAGCGAAGGAGACGGCAUGAUCUUGGCAGAUGACAUGGACUGCAGGUCCCACAACAGCUCACCAGUGAGGAGGAGAGCCCAGCAGAGGGUGAACAGGGUGAGAGGGGCCCUGAACCGCUCCUGCUCUGUCCCAGACUCCAACAACCCCCCCUGCCUCUCCCCUCCAACGCACGGAGACAUCAGCGUACCGGUAUCCGACCUCACUGAGAUAGGAGCAGACGAACACUUGAGCUGCGAGUCCGUGUGGAGUAACAGACUUCAAAGACUCAACCGGGGCAUGUCCUGUGAAUCUUACCGACAUAGCAGCAAUGAGGAUUACGCAAAUUUAGCUGUGGAUACCCAAAUGUCACAAGAAAACCAGGAUGCUGCAGAGACUUCGUGCAGUGGAGAAGCAAGGGGUCAAGAGUGGCAUGAAUGUGAAUCUAAGGGCUGUAUCCAGGAUUUAGCAUUUCCCUGUGCUCCCUGUCAGGACCUGGAAAUGGCACAAGAAUCUUGUGGGGACCAGAGCUCAUUUGACCACAGCCUCUACAUUCCUAAUAACCACAUGACCAAAAGCAUGCUGUGCCUGAAUGAAGAAUGUCAGGAUGAGUGGAUCUCUCUCAGAGAGCUGCUCACCCGUUGUGGACGGAGGCUGACGGUCAAUGAGCUGUGGGCUCUGUGUUACGCCUGUCUCUCCUCGCUGCAGACCUACAUUGACUUUCCAGCCUAUUUAUGCCUGGACACAUUGUAUGUGGGCUGCGAGGGAGAGGUGCUUUUCUUGAAACCUAAAAACAUUGAAUGCUUUGCAGGACCCCGAGAUGAAUUUUAUCUCGCCCCUGAGUAUCAAGAGCAUGGUAUUGUGACUGAAAAGGUUUGUGUGUAUGGCGUCGCUGCUAUUCUCUGGUCCACGGCCAAGUUCGGUUUGUCACCUACUCAAAAACUGGCGAUGCCUCGCAAACUGAAGAGACUGCUCCUGGAGAUGGCAAAGAGGACGCCCAUUGAAAGACCCACCAUCAUCAUGGCUAAAAAGAGCUGUCGUGACUACUUAUCACAUCAAGGGACCAAUGCUGAGACCAUAUGGAACAACCUCAUCAGCAGAAUUCACCCGCCGGUCUCAGAAUCCCCUAAAGCAGAAGAUGUGAGUGCAACUGCAAUCCAUCAAAGCUCAUAUGAAGAGUCUGAACAAAACAGUGGCUUUGUGCCCAUGGCCACUGAGAGCCGACUGGCUCCUGUGCCUGGCCCUGUUCCCCACAGCUAUCAAGCAAGCAAGGGACUCCAACUCCCAGAAGCCUUCACUUCCACUGCCACACACUUCACCCCCAUUGUCCUGACCAACGAAGGGGACUCAGAGGAGGAGAGCCAAAACCUUGGAGCUGGCGUUGAAGGGGAUGUGGAUGGAUUUAGAAAAACCAGUGGAAACAUCAAGGAGGGGGAUGUGGAUUUCUUUCCACACUCUGAGUGCCCAUACCCAGCACAGACUGAAUCCACUCUACGUACAGAGGAGCUGCCCGUUAAUCAGGCAGUCAUAACUUCUGCAACUUCCAGCAACAAGAUACUGGUCCACUCUUCUUCUAUUCUCUCUGAUAUUUCUUGUAUUGAAGUGUUUCUUCCUCCACCAUUAUCCACUAACCUCAAUGGUUGUGGUGUCUUUAACAAUUACCUCUUUUGUCAGGAUCCUACUACAGGACAUCUUUCUUUAGUGCCUGUACAGGUCCGGGCUCCCGAGUCCCUCCUCGGGUUGGAUAUAAAUCUUACCCUGGUCCCACAGCCUUUGCAAGGAUUGAUCACAGUUCCAGAGAACUCUGAAGGCCCGUUUGUUAACUGUCGGAGGGUGCCUGUGAGCUCCGGACCCCAGGAAUAUGACCCACCAUCAUAUUUCAGCGGUAGCUCCAUCAUUUCUGGCAGCCCCCUGGAGCACAGUGUGACCAGAGCUCUACAUGGACAAAAAAAUCCAGGAACACAAGUCGAAAACCAGUUUCCUUCAGAGUCCAUCUCCCACAAAGUCCACCCGGCCUUGCAGGAGGUGAUUGACCUGCUCAAGGGAGAGUUUUCACUUGAUGGGUAUUCAGAUGACGGACAAGAGGACAUCGCCAUGGGGGAGUACAUCUUCUCCUUGAAGGAGCUCCAGUACCACACGUUUGCCAGUGUUGUGAAGGGGAGGUUCAGUGACCUGUACUGGGAAGAUGACUUGCUAGGUGUUUUACACUGCAUGGUCAACUACAGUCCGUCCACACUCGGCUCUAAUGAGCAGUCUCCAUCAAAGGCUGGUGAAAGGGUAGACCUUACCCCACCCUUGAUUGCAACUGCGAGGAGAGAGAAAAGAAAGGUUUGCCUGUACGGCCAUCUUGAUCUGAAUGGAAACAUUCACAUUUCCAGUCCUGCGUCUGUAGAUUCUUGGGAUGAAUCCGAGGCCCAGUCAGGUCAUGAAGAGAAGGAGACGAGUCAACAGUGCAUCAGUGGAGGCGUGAGCACGGACAGUUCAGACACACAGGUCAUGGAGGGAGGAGAUCAUUCAGUGGGGGGCAGCGAUGAAAGCCCCUCUGAAGCUGAGUUUUUGUCGGGAAGAGAGGAAGGGCUGCUGGGAGCCCACGACGAUGAGCAGAUGAGACCCGACUGCUGGGAGGACAUGGAGGACAGUGAUUCCCUGGUGUCAGAGCAGCUCCUCUUCCCCGGAACCAGAGCAGGGGGACCGGGCCUCAGCUUAAGCCCCGCCUGGCCCUUGGCCUUUUUCGGAGAAGAGUGUUUUGGUCCAGAGGUGAUACAGUACGCAAUGAAUCUGGGACGGCACUCGGGAUCGCCAUGUCUCGAUGUGAAAACACAGGAACUGCAGCAGCAGCUGAUAAUUGAAACAAGGAACCUGAAGAAAACUAGAAAUUUCUACCAGAAGCUCAUUCAACAAGAGAGAAAAAAUAAAGGUUCUGGGAGCAAACUGAUGGUGUCCAAACUCCGGUCCCAGCUUGAGGAACUUAGAUCAAAAGUGGCCUUCUUGGACUGUGUAAAGAAUUACCUUGAGAUUCUGAGCGUGGAGCAGUGGGGGUUGGAGGUUUCAUUACUACCCUCUUUGGCCGUCUCUGGACCAGGUUCUUUGGACCUCCAAUCCUCUGAGGACCCUUCUGUUCUGAACUUUGGCACCAGCAAAGGGCAUAGAACUCUGCAGGCUGGGUCUCCUCUUGGCCUCAUGGCUUACCUCUACACCAGAAAUGCUGCCGUGGAGGGCUACAUCCAGCAGUUCCUGUAUAUCUAUCGUUUCUUCUGCACUCCUGAGCAGUUACUGCAGUUCAUAAUGGAUAAAUUCAUCAGUACUGCAAGAGAAGGUCCAGAUGUGUCUGGAGACAGGGAAAAGAUCUUCCAUCGCAGUUUGGACCUGCUCCAGUUCUGGAUAACAGACUGUCAACAGGUGGACUUCACACCAAAGUCCAGCCUUGUGGAUACAUUAGAAAACUUUCUCAAUACCAAGGUAAUUCCUGUAGACAGCCGGGGGCAGAACCUUCUUGCUGCUCUCCACAGCCCACCCAGUACAAGUUGGAACCACGGAAGAGGAAGCCUAGUCAGCAUUGAGGAGGAGGAUGACUCUGUGUGCUUGCAUUCAUCUACUGAGGAUCUUGGCAGAAAGUGGCGGAUCUCCAGAGUAGUGGAGCCCUCUGCGUCCAUGCCUAAAGAGAAGACCUUCUCCAUAGCUGCAGCUUUGCCUAUGCCUUGCUACGGCGCCCUGGUGGAUGACCCCGCCAACAUCUCCCUGCACAGUGAGGAGCAACUGCCAUUCAGCCAGAAUGAAUACAGUACACAGCACAUAGCCCAACAGCUCACCCUCCUGCAGCAGGAAAUGUUCCAAGGAUGUCAUCCGGUUCAUUUCCUCAACUCCAGAGUAAAAGGAAUCAGCGACAAAGUCUCGAUCCCAAACAAGUGUCCCUCCAUCUGUCUUAUUAGGAAUGUGUCGCAGCACAUCCCGCCAGCAGAGAGCAGCAGUCUGCACGUAUGUGAGGGGACGUCGUCAGACAGCCACCUGCAGCGGCUGCUCGCAUAUGCGUCCAGUGUCACUAACUGGAUCUCCUCGGAAAUAGUCAUCUGUGACUCUGCCAAGGCACAAGUGGCUUUGGUGACCAAGUAUCUGUGGGUCGGAAAACACUGCUAUGAAUCGAGGAACUUCGCCACAGCCAUGCAGGUCCUCGGAGGUCUGGAGAACGUGAUUGUCAGGCAAUUGCCAGCUUGGAAACAUCUGUCGUCCAAGGUGUUUGAGAUACUGGAGGAGCUACGAGCUGUGCAGGUGUUUCUGAAGAGCGACGACCUGUGUCUCAUGGGAGGGGAGCACUCCAGAACGAAGCCCACCCUGCCGCCGGCACACAUCCUGGCCAUGCACGUCCAGCAGCUGGAGAUUGGAGCGUUCACACUCACUACUGGAGCCUACAAGUGGACCAAGCUCAGGAGCAUAGCAAAGGUCGUGAGUCAGGUCCACGCCUUCCAGGAGGCGAUGUACUCUUACAGCCCGGACCGGGAGCUGCAGGCCUACCUCCGGCGCCGAAUCGCCCGCCUCGCCAACUCCGACAUCCACCUCUUGGCCGCCGACAACGAUGCCAACUUCCAGCAGUCCAGCGAGCGACAAACGCGGAGAAUCCAGGACACGCUGAGGCGAGUCAAGGCCACGUUCCAGUGAGUCCUGGGCCAGUCAUACCUCAUAGUCCUGAGUGACUGAGUCACCGCCGACAGGUCAACACAUCAUGUCCAAGCCCAGACCGAGGCUCUGUGCCCCUGCAGGCACAACCCUCAGAUGUCUCUGUUGUCCCGUCACCAGAGCCUUGUAGACUGGGAAAAUGAUGUUGUGUGUCCACUAUUCCCCCUAACCUCAGUCAGUAAUGUCAAUUUAGACAACAUAGGUUCGGCUGUAAGUCAGACAGCAACUCAUUUUUUUCGGGGCCCCUGGCAGGUUAAUCUACACUUGUCUAACAUUCAAAUAAAAUCGAUUUGAUGUCGCUGAAUUGGAUUUGACUUUUCAGAAAGCGCAGAAUACCGCAGAAUGUUUUAAUUAACUGAACAGUUGACUGAUCAUUGAUUUUGUUUAACCUACAACCGGUAGAUCUGUUUGUUGACCACAUAGAAGUUUACCGAAUUAGAUUUAUAUGACUAGAUUGGUCAUUAAUAUCUCCUAUUAAUUCAAUUUUACAGAACACAAUGUGACAUAAUUGCCUUCAUCACCAGUAGUGCGUCGUGAAGGGUAAAAGCCAAACCAGCUGGCUGUCAUGACAAUACCUUCCCAUUACAGAAAAAAUUGAUAGAACAUAAUGAUAUGUCAGUGUGCAAAAUGUAAUUUCACGAAUGACUUUAGGUCUGGGUCUUUUUUUUUCUAUUUUCCUGCCCACUCUCUCUCUCUCUCUCGUCCACGCUUUUCUGCCCCGAAACACACCGUGGAGAUUGAAUGUGACGUGCUAUGACGAUCUGCUUAAUUUGGCCAAAUAAACGAGAUUUCAUAAGCUC
This is a messenger RNA of Scophthalmus maximus (turbot), 7714 nucleotides long. Its product is annotated as kinase non-catalytic C-lobe domain-containing protein 1. Gene Ontology annotation, molecular function: guanyl-nucleotide exchange factor activity. The transcript has 31 exons. The coding region runs from base 1452 to 6896 and encodes 1814 amino acids. The record is from RefSeq and is a predicted model, not a curated record. Gene Ontology annotation, biological process: small GTPase-mediated signal transduction. Lineage: Eukaryota; Metazoa; Chordata; Actinopteri; Pleuronectiformes; Scophthalmidae.